Parasteatoda tepidariorum (common house spider) is the source of this 1412-nucleotide messenger RNA. RefSeq names its product exonuclease mut-7 homolog. The record is from RefSeq and is a predicted model, not a curated record. Gene Ontology annotation, biological process: nucleobase-containing compound metabolic process. NCBI's taxonomy places the organism in Eukaryota, Metazoa, Arthropoda, Arachnida, Araneae, Theridiidae. Gene Ontology annotation, molecular function: 3'-5' exonuclease activity; nucleic acid binding.
AAAGUGAGAGAUUUUUGUAAAUUUAUGAGCUAUAUUUAAGCCAUUUGAGUAGUUACUGUUAUUUUCAUAUAAGCAGAAUUUCUUCAUCUAAACUAAGCUCGAAUAAUUUUGUUUUGUCGGCUGCUAAAAUGUUUUUAAAUCGGUUGCGGCAAGGAUUCUUAUCAAUUAAUAGAAUUGCGUUGAUCAGCGUUGCGGAGAAUCGUUUUUCACACUUGCCUUCUCCGGAAAAUAACAAAGCCUUUAGCAUACUAAAAGACAUGCGAAAAUGUGAAAAUUUAUGGAAGAAAACAAAAGCGUCUGAUAUGUUUUACAGGCAUUUAUGUGAUUGUUUUUCAAGAAAUGAAAGAUCAUCUUCUUACAUUAUUAAUAUAAUGCGGCUUGCUUGCGAUAAUUGUAACUUUUCUACUGAAUUAAUGUUUAACUUUAUUUCUGCUUUUAAAAGAUAUGUUGAAAACAAUUCUGUUCGGUUUGAUUUUAAUAGAGAACAAAAAUUAGAAAUUUUAGGUUAUCUGUUGAAUUAUAAAAACUACCAAAUUCUCAAGUUAGCUUGUGAUGCAUUUAAUAUUUCGAGUGAAGAAAAAACUUCUUUUCAAGACUUUGUAAGGGAUCUUCUACACCAAGAAAAAAUUUCUGAGGCUGCAUAUUGUAUUAGUGUUUUGAACUUACAGAAGGAAUAUCCCAUUGAAAAGAUAAUCCUUCAACUUUUACAUGAUAAUAAGUGGGGUCCUGCUAUGUCAUUCCUUAAAGAAAGUCCAGAGUUACGGUUACAGACAGCAAAGCUCCUAGAUAGUUUGAUUGUUAGAGAAAUUAAUUCUGGAGGCAUUUCAUUGAGUUCUAGACAAGCUUAUCGAGUUCUAGCUGCUAUUGUAAAAACAUUUAAAAUUCCAACUGUGGAAUGUAAAAAUCUUCAUUUUGCUCGCAGCAAGGGAGCUAUAAAUCUUUUAAUUCGUAGAAGCUAUCAGAAAUCAAUCUCUGAAGCAACAUGGGAAGAUAUGGUGAUGAAAAUAGUUGGAGAUGAUCAAGGUCUGAAAGAGCAUUUAUUAAUCAAACUUAUGCAUUACGGGAAUAAAGAAACUGCAGUUGAAAUGAAAGAGAAAUUAAGAGUGCAUGAUUUUGAUCUUGAUGCUGUUGCUGUUCUGUCAUCUCUUAAUAAGAGUUCGGAUGCUGAGCUGGAUGAACUUGAAACAGAAGAUGAAACUGAAAAAUCUGAUGCUAAUUUGACUUUCAGCUUGUCUUCCUCUGACAUAAAAUUUAUUCAAUCAAGAAGCUGUUAUCUUGAAUGUAUUGCAGAUAUAUCAAAGGUCUUGAUUUUUCUUAAUGUCUCUUAUUUUUGUGUAUUUAUUAUGUGUAUCGGGGAGGAAGCUGGCACUCGUAUUCUUAUUAUCUGUGCUCUUAUUAUUUAUAUAUUUUAA